GAGAGAGAGAGAAGGCGAGAGAAAGUGGCCAAGCAAAAGGGUCUACUUUGAUACUCGUAUGGUUCUGUGACACAUAUAUAGGUUAGAAAGCAAAGAGACAGUGUGUAGCAGAGGAAGGAGAUUCUUCUCUUUGAGGCGGAUUCCAACUUGUACGCAAAAAAUAACAAAAAAGAAAAGAGUAAGCAAUCAACGAGAGUGAGUGAGAGAGCGAGCGAGCAAUGGAAGUAGAGAGUGAAACAAGACAAUCAAAGUUCAGGAGGAUUUGUGUAUUCUGUGGGAGUAGCCAAGGCAAGAAGAGUAGCUAUCAGGAUGCCGCCAUUGAGCUUGGCAAGGAGUUGGUCGCCAGGAAUAUUGAUCUGGUCUAUGGAGGAGGCAGCGUAGGUUUAAUGGGUUUGGUUUCACAGGCUGUUCAUGAUGGUGGUCGGCAUGUUAUUGGAGUUAUUCCUAAGACGCUCAUGCCUCGAGAGAUAACUGGUGAAACAGUGGGGGAAUUAAAGACAGUUGCAGAUAUGCACCAAAGGAAGGCAGAGAUGGCUAGGCAUUCCGAUGCCUUUAUUGCCUUACCAGGUGGUUAUGGGACUUUGGAAGAGCUACUUGAAGUGAUAACCUGGGCUCAACUUGGAAUUCACGAUAAACCGGUGGGAUUGCUGAAUGUUGAUGGAUAUUAUAAUUCACUCCUGUCAUUUAUUGACAAAGCAGUGGAAGAAGGAUUUAUUAGUCCCAAUGCCCGCCAAAUAAUUGUAUCUGCACCAACACCGAAGGAAUUGGUGAAGAAAUUGGAGGAAUACGUGCCCUGUCAUGAAAGAGUUGCUUCAAAGUCGAGUUGGGAGAUGGAGCAGCUUGGCUACUCUCAAAGAUAUCUCUAGGUGAUGUAGGGCUUACUGCAUUAAUGAGGAGGUGGAUGGAAUUUUGGAGGUAGAAGCUGAAGAUGUGAAGAAGCUCAAUCUCUGUUAUGGGGAAUUUAUUUUUUGUUUAUUUUUUUUUUUUUGUAAAUUACUGCAAUUGACCACAACAUGUGAAGCUUCAGUAUUCUUCCUUUUUCCCCCUUUUGGUACUCUGAUUUCCUCCCAAGUAGUUAAGUAGUAUAGGCUUAUGCCUUUGAUAUUUCCCCUUGAAAAUGUUAAUUGGUUAUCUAAUCAAUUGAUUAAUAU
Juglans regia (Persian walnut) is the source of this 1151-nucleotide messenger RNA. Its product is annotated as cytokinin riboside 5'-monophosphate phosphoribohydrolase LOG3. The coding region runs from base 219 to 866 and encodes 215 amino acids. The record is from RefSeq and is a predicted model, not a curated record. Gene Ontology annotation, cellular component: cytosol; nucleus. Gene Ontology annotation, molecular function: hydrolase activity, hydrolyzing N-glycosyl compounds. Lineage: Eukaryota; Viridiplantae; Streptophyta; Magnoliopsida; Fagales; Juglandaceae. The transcript is spliced from 7 exons. Gene Ontology annotation, biological process: cytokinin biosynthetic process.